AUGGAUCCAAGGUGGAAACACCCCUUUCCUGCUAUUGUAGCUGGCCCCACUUGUUGUGGAAAAAGUCAGUUUGUCAAACACUUGUUGGAAUCUGGAGAAGAAUUAAUAGACGGAGCUCCUGAAAAUAUCAUUUGGUGUUAUGGGAUAUACCAACCGGCUUACGAUGAAAUGCUUAAAACUAUUCCGAACAUUACGUUUGUUGAAGGAGUGCCUGGUGAUCUGGAAACCCUAAUUAAUCCCUCUAUGCGGAAUUUAGUCGUCAUUGAUGACUUAAUGCACGAGCUUAGCAAUGAUCAGCGAAUGACUAAUUUGUUUACCAAAGGUUGUCACCAUCGCAAUCUCAGCGUGAUCUUUAUUCUCCAAAACAUGUUUCAUCGUGGAAAAGAACUGAGAGAUAUGAGCUUGAAUUCGCAUUACCUAGUGGUGUUCAAAAGCCCGCGUGAUAGUAGUCAAGUCAAUCAUUUAGCAAGACAAAUGUUUCCCGGUCUUGUCAAAUACAUGCAAGAAGCGUUUGAGGAUGCAACGAAAAGGCCCUAUGGUUAUUUAUUUUGCGAUCUUAAACCGGAAACACCCACCGACUUCCGGCUGCGUAGGAAUAUUUUCCCCGGGGAGACUCAGUACGCUUACGUCAGAAAAGUAUAAAAAGCGUGAACCACAUCACAUUUCUUCAGUUGAGGAUGGCACAGCGACUGAGAAAGAACCACAAUUUUCUGAAGCUGCUUGUCAAGUGUACCCCAGCUCAGCGUAAAGCCAUUUUGAAGGUGGCAGACGACGCUUUAGUAAGAACCAUUUGUGAGUGUGUUUUAAACGUGCUUAAAGGAACAGUACCAGUCAGUAAGCCAGCCAAGAAGAAGCUUUUGCCUCACAAGAAAUCUUUGAUCGCUUUAGCCGAAAAAAGUACACCACUCGAUAAGAAAAAGAAAUUGUUGGUACAACACGGAGGAAAUGUUUUAAGUGUUUUGCUACCUCCCGUUCUCCGUGUGUUAAGUUCGAUUCUUACCUAA
Messenger RNA from Porites lobata, 1004 nucleotides. Lineage: Eukaryota; Metazoa; Cnidaria; Anthozoa; Scleractinia; Poritidae. The record is from the annotation of a GenBank genome assembly.